Molecule: messenger RNA, 1907 nt
Organism: Balaenoptera musculus (blue whale)
Lineage: Eukaryota; Metazoa; Chordata; Mammalia; Artiodactyla; Balaenopteridae
Product: NADH-cytochrome b5 reductase 2
Cellular component (GO): mitochondrion
Molecular function (GO): oxidoreductase activity; FAD binding
Source: RefSeq, a predicted model, not a curated record
AUGUUCGGCGUCUGGGUCCGGGUGAGUUCCCGGCGGCGGCCAGACGGCCUGGCGGGAAGAGGCCGGAGACGAGGGGGCGGAUCUGCUCCGGGCUGGCGGGCGUGGGGAGUUGAGCAGGCCCGCCUUGCAGGCGAGGUGGCGGCCUGGGGGGCGGAUGCGGGAGCCCUGCGGAGCCGCUGGCCGGACACGUCCCUAUUCCUCGCCAUCACUGUUACUGGGAUCACUGUGCUCCUGCUGGCCCUGAAGAACAAGAACGUAAAGAAGAGACAUCCUAUCACCUUACAGCACCCUGAAGCCAAGUUCCUGCUGCCCUUGAUUGAGAAAGAGCAAAUCAGCUACAACACUCGGAGGUUCCGCUUUGGACUGCCCUCGCCGGACCAUGCCUUCGGGCUUCCUGUAGGUAACUAUGUUAAUCUCUUGGCCAGAAUUGAUGGUGUUUUGGUGAUCAGGGCUUACACGCCUGUGUCCAGUGAUGAGGAUCUAGGCUUUGUGGACUUAAUUAUGAAGAUCUACUUCAAAAAUGUACACCCUAAUCAUCCAGGGGGAAAGAUGACUCAGUACUUGGAGAACAUGAAAACUGGGGACACCAUCCUUUUUCAAGGGCCAUCCGGGCGCCUGUUCUAUCAUGGGUCAGGUACUGGGGGGUUCACACUGGGCCUCCAGCUAGGAGGAAGAAGAUGCCUAUGGUUGUUCCAUUGUUCUAGAAAGCUCCUCAGAUUUGAGUCACAUGGACUUGUCCUUGAAGUCUUCAUACAUUCAUUCACACACCCACUUUAUGAGAUUAUAAGCUUCAUGAAGACAGAGGAGGAGAUCUUGGUGAGCAAGGAGCUUGAAGAAGUUGCCAGAACUCACCCAAAGCAGUUCAACCUGUGGUACACCCUGGACGGGCCUACUGUUGGCUGGAAGUACAGCUCAGGCUUCAUUACUGAGGACACGAUCAAGGAGCAUCUCCCUCCUCCUGGGAGGUUCUCGUUCAUCCCGGCGUGUGGCCCACCACCCCUGAUCCAGAGAGCCGCGCACCCUAACUUGGAGAAACUGGGUUACAACAAGGACAUGAUUUUCACCUACUAAUGCCUCCCUUGCUCUUAGCAAAUUUGCCUGGUCCCGUUCAUGUUUCACAGUGAGCUCAGCUUCACCAUGUUAUACUGGGAAGUGUUCAAAGUCCCUCGUAAUGCAUCCUUGCGUACGCUGGCGCUCCUUCCUCUCUUUUGGUGUGGGGCUAAGAAAAAGGCUCAGGAGACUGAAGAUAAAGUAGCUUCUGAGGCCUCCUUGCUUGAAGGAAUUCCAUUUCAGUAUCUUUUUCCAUAGUUUAGUGAAAUAAAAUUCAGUGCAAAGCAGAUAGCCAUUGAGUAUGGCUCUGUGGGGGACCUGCUAGACAGGUAGAAGGCCUUGGCCUGCCCCAUGUGUGAAUUGGCAUCUUGUGUCCUUGGGGGGUCACAAUGGUCAAAAAUACUGGGGCAGAACUCCAGGAGAAUCCAAGGGGGCUCGUGUCAACUCCCAAUUUCUCUUGAACCCCUUUCUAGAGUGUUGUUUUUAAGGUCACACCUAUCAGAGGGCUCAGGCACCCUCCAUGUGCACUCUUUCUUCUCUUGUAGGAGACCAUUGAAAUGGAAAUGGUGUUAAAAAUACACAUCAGGGCAAUAGUCAAGGUGGGCUCCAAGAAUCCUGGACUCCCUGCACUUUACACCACAAAUGGAGGUAAGGGGUGCUUCUUUGUUAAGGAUCCUCUAAAUGCCAGGCCCAAUUCUGGUGUGGUCAGGUAGGGGUGGUUAGUACAGAAGCUUCUGAACUUGCAAACAAAAUUAGGUUCCUGAGGCUAUUCCUUAAAUCCUUCAUAUUUAUUGCAAAGGGUAUAAGUGUUCACUAUCACCAUCUGUUGUUUGUGGUCAGGAUGACAUGCUGUUGCU